Messenger RNA from Emys orbicularis (European pond turtle), 1116 nucleotides. Its product is annotated as antigen-presenting glycoprotein CD1d-like. Lineage: Eukaryota; Metazoa; Chordata; Testudines; Emydidae. Gene Ontology annotation, biological process: antigen processing and presentation, exogenous lipid antigen via MHC class Ib; immune response; positive regulation of T cell mediated cytotoxicity. The record is from RefSeq and is a predicted model, not a curated record. The coding region runs from base 70 to 1116 and encodes 348 amino acids. Gene Ontology annotation, cellular component: external side of plasma membrane. Gene Ontology annotation, molecular function: lipopeptide binding; endogenous lipid antigen binding; exogenous lipid antigen binding. The transcript is spliced from 6 exons.
GCGACCCUGGGCCCCUCGUCCCGCUGCCCUGACACCUGCCAGAGCCGGGAUCCCGCUUCCCCUGCCUGGAUGCUGCUCCCUCUGCUGCUCCUCCCCUGGGCAUGGGGGGCCCUGGCCGCCUCCCCUCCUGUCCCCCCAGGGUCUCUCACCCUCCGGCUGCUCAAAACCACUGUCUUCCACAACGCCAGUUCUAGGAACGUGGAGGGGUUGGCCCUGGUGGGCGACCUGGAGACCCACUCCAUGAAUUGCAGAACCUGCGAGAUCCGCUUCCUGCAGCCCUGGGCCCAGCAGGGCCUGACCCCGAAGCAGUGGCAGGACCUGGAGACAGUGCUCCAUGACUAUCUGUCCAAAUUCAUCCUUCUUAUGAACAAAGUGGUUAAGGCUGAAGACGAGCACUACCCCUUUGUCAUCCAGGCCUCCAUCGGCUGCGAGCUCCACCCCAACGGCACCUCACGGCACUUCUGUGACGCCGCGGUGAAUGGGGAGGAUUUCAUCAGCUUCAAUGUGGACGAGGGCACCUGGGUCGCUCAGCACUGGCGUAAGCUGGCCCUCAACUCACGGGACUUUCUUAACCAGGAUAAGGGCACGAUUGCCAUGGCUCAGUUUCUCCUAAGAACAACGUGUGUCAAUGAGCUCAAGAGCUUUGUCCAGUACGGGAAAGAGUCUCUGGCGAGACAAGAGCGGCCGGUCGCCGUGGUGUUUGCCCGGGCGCCUCCCCCAGCCGGGACCCCCGCGCCGGUACUGCUGGUUUGCCGGGUCACCGGUUUCUACCCCCGGCCCGUCCGCGUGGCCUGGCUGCAGGACGGGGAGGAGGUGGGGCCGGGCGGGCGGCUGAACUCCAGCGGGAUCCUGCCCAACGCGGACCUGACCUACCAGCUGCGCAGCUCCCUGGCCGUGGGGCCGGGCGCCGGGCACAGCUACGCCUGCCGGGUGCAGCACAGCAGCCUGGGGGGCCGGAGCCUGCUGAUCCCCUGGGGGCACAGCAGGCCCUGGGGCCCCGGCCUGGCCGUGGGCAUCACCCUGGGGGCUCUGGCUGUAGCCGCCGUGGCCGUGGUGCUGUGGUGGAGAAUGCGCAGGGGCCACCAGGACGUCCCACCAGAGGAGCCCAGAGCCUGA